This is a messenger RNA of Phodopus roborovskii (desert hamster), 2212 nucleotides long. RefSeq names its product inhibin subunit beta B (gene Inhbb). Bases 229 to 1482 code for a protein of 417 amino acids. Gene Ontology annotation, molecular function: growth factor activity; cytokine activity. The transcript has 2 exons. Lineage: Eukaryota; Metazoa; Chordata; Mammalia; Rodentia; Cricetidae. Gene Ontology annotation, biological process: BMP signaling pathway; SMAD protein signal transduction. Gene Ontology annotation, cellular component: extracellular region. The record is from RefSeq and is a predicted model, not a curated record.
GCCCGCGCGCCCCUCUGGUCCCCGCGGCGCCCCUUCUCGGCCGCGCGGGAACCCCCGCGGCCCGGCCGGCCCCCUCCCCCUGCGAGCCGGCGGCGGCGCUCCCGGCAGGCGGGCGGGCGGAGGCCCGGGCGGGGGCGGGGCGGGGCGGUGCGCCCGGAGCCCGGAGCCCGGCCCUGAGCUCGCUUCGCCUCGCCUCGCGGCGGGCGCCCUCGUCGCCAGCGGCGCACCAUGGACGGGCUGCCCGGUCGGGCGUUGGGGGCCGCCUGCCUUCUGCUCUUGGCGGCCAGCUGGUUGGGACCCGAGGCUUGGGGCUCCCCCACACCCCCGCCGUCGCCCGCUGCGCCGCCCCCGCCCCCGCCACCCGGAGCUCCGGGCGGCUCGCAGGACACCUGUACGUCGUGCGGCGGCGGCGGCGGUGGCGGCGGUGGCGGCGGUGGCUUCCGGCGGCCGGAGGAGCUGGGCCGGGUGGACGGCGACUUCCUGGAGGCGGUGAAGAGACACAUCUUGAGCCGCCUGCAGUUGCGGGGCCGGCCCAACAUCACGCACGCCGUGCCCAAGGCCGCCAUGGUCACCGCCUUGCGCAAGCUGCACGCGGGCAAGGUGCGCGAGGACGGCCGCGUGGAGAUCCCGCACCUCGACGGCCACGCCAGCCCGGGCGCCGACGGCCAGGAGCGCGUCUCUGAGAUCAUCAGCUUUGCCGAGACAGAUGGCCUUGCCUCCUCCCGGGUCCGCCUGUACUUCUUCGUCUCUAACGAAGGCAACCAGAACCUAUUUGUGGUGCAGGCCAGCCUGUGGCUGUACCUGAAACUCCUCCCCUACGUCCUGGAGAAGGGCAGCCGGAGGAAGGUACGGGUCAAGGUGUACUACCAGGAGCAGGGUCAUGGUGACAGGUGGAGCGUGGUGGAGAAGAAGGUGGACCUCAAGCGUAGUGGCUGGCACACCUUCCCGAUCACAGAGGCCAUCCAGGCCUUGUUCGAGCGGGGUGAGAGACGCCUUAACCUGGACGUGCAGUGUGAUAGCUGCCAGGAGCUGGCCGUGGUGCCUGUGUUUGUGGACCCUGGUGAGGAGUCUCACAGGCCCUUUGUAGUGGUGCAGGCCCGCCUAGGUGACAGCAGACAUCGCAUCCGCAAACGGGGCCUAGAGUGUGACGGGCGGACCAGCCUGUGUUGCAGGCAACAGUUCUUCAUCGACUUUCGGCUCAUCGGCUGGAACGACUGGAUCAUUGCACCCACUGGCUACUACGGGAACUACUGUGAGGGCAGCUGCCCGGCCUAUCUGGCUGGGGUCCCUGGCUCAGCCUCCUCCUUCCACACGGCUGUGGUGAACCAAUACCGCAUGCGUGGCCUGAACCCAGGGCCCGUGAACUCUUGCUGCAUCCCUACCAAGCUGAGCUCUAUGUCCAUGCUCUACUUUGAUGACGAGUACAACAUCGUCAAGCGGGACGUGCCCAACAUGAUCGUGGAGGAGUGUGGCUGCGCCUGACGGUGGCAGUGGGUGCAGAGCACAGGCCCCUCGGGGCUGUGAGGGAGCAGGAGAGCCGAGUGUGGUUGCUUCAUUGGGCUGUGGAGAGCGCCAGGGUGCGGCUUGAAACAAUCUUCCGCUUCAUAGAAAACCAGUCAGAACCAGAGGGAGGACCCUCCUGUGCCACGAGAGACCCCCUAGCCGCGCACAUAGACACGCAUAGCCAGACUCAUCCUGCCACCCACACAGCAGCCUCCAGGAUACCAGCAAACGGAUGCAGUGACAAAUGGCAGCUUAGCUACCAAUGCCUGUCAGUCGGAGAGAAUGGGGUGAGGAGCUCCAUUCCCACCAGCUGGCCGGGCACUCUGAAUCGCGCCUUCUGAGCACACAUAAAAGCACAAAGACACAGAGAGAGUGAGCCAGAGAGCCACCAAGAGGAAAAGCAGGCUGGGGAGCACAGGCGGGUGGAGGGCCAUGUGCCCCUGGCUUGUCCCAGGCUCUUCACCGAAGCCCUGGCUCAGCCCUGCCUGCUCACUCCCCGCCUGGCACCCUUCAUGCUUUGAGCCCAGCAGAGUUGUGUCACCCUGUUCUUGGAGAGGGCAAAUAGCCCAGGAGGGACUCGCCUGUCAUAGAGACCAUGGAGCAGGGACAGUGACCCUUUGACUGACUGUCGCUUGGAUCCCUGGUGUGACUUGUGUGUGUGUGUGUGUGUGUGUGUGUGUGUGUGUGUGUGUGUGUGUUUUCAGGGGUG